AUGGCCACACAACUACUAAAGAUAAAACACACGCUAAUCCUAAUAGUGUUUAUGAAUAUGUUCAUCUGUGCUAGCUGCAGCUACACUCUUAUUGGAGACUGCAUAUGCCUCGAUGGAGCAUCUACUGGAUACGGUCUAAGGCAGGCACAGGGAGGCAUUGGCUCAGGCACAGCAGCAGGCACGCAGAUGAUGGCCAUGCAAAUGCUAGCACAGCCAGCAUCUCAGCAGACAGUUGAGCUCUGUCCCUGCACGCCUGUUGCUAUGACUGUUCCCACAGCUAGCGUAGCAGUGGCAGAUGCAGGCUCAACGGGAGGGAGAGUGGAAGCCUCAGCAGCACAGGGAGCCCAGAUGAUUGUAGCCACACCCCAGCAGUACGUAUCUGUCCCUCAGCAGCAAAUCGUAUCUGUCCCUCAGCAGGCACAGAUAGUAUCCUCAGCACAGUUAGUUAGGCCAGCUAUUGCGGCAGUAAAUAGUGGACAGGGUGGAAAUAUUCAGGCUGUUCCGGUGGCCAGCCUACCGGCAAUACAGGCGGCACAGCUGAAUAAAGUGAAAAAGAGCGGAAUGAUCUUGCAGGCAGCUGAAGUAGCGAGCUUAAAUAGCGCGUGCCAGGCUGAUAAGAUAGCCAGAGCUGCACAGGCUGUGACUGAGCUGGGUGUGAGUGAGGCAAUGCAUGCUAAACAAAUGGCAGCAAUGGCGGCAAUGGCGCAGGUAGCACAUCAGGAGAAUACAGAAAAUGCAAUGAAUAACUACGAGAUGAUGCAGCGCUUAAACAGCAUGAUUGUGCCGCAGGUUGCAAUGGCUGUUGCACCAGUGAAGACAGUUUCCAUGGUCUCUAAGCCUGUGGUGGCUAUAGGAAGCAGUGCCAUGGGGGGAGGCAUCGCAGUGGCAGCUUCUCCUGCAAGACAGCAGAUGGUAAUGAGUGCAUCACCAGCACAGAUGAGCGUAGUUUCAGCGGAGCAACCAGCAGCAAGCUUGGGGAUACCUGGGCAGAUGGUGUAUGGCGUUGUAACAAGCGGAGGAGUGUCUGGUAGCCAGUGCGUAUGCCCGCCAAUAUACGAGAAUCAGUCGAUGGCUGCAGUAGAAGCAGGAGAGUCAGCAAAUAUGAGUGCAUUUAGCGCAAGGCUUGCAACUAGUUUAGCACAGAAGAUCAUAUCUGACAUUUCAGCUACUGACACAAAUAAGACAAAUGGAGGGGUGGACAUGGAUGCUCUGCUGUGUGUGAAUAAAAUCAAGGCUGCACGGGCUGCAAAGAACAUACAGCAGCAGGUGGCAGGUGGAGGAUUGAGUAUGUGUCUCGAUGUAGUUGGGAGGUCUAGCUAUCUUGAUAAGAUGCUAAUGUCUAACCUUAUGUGCUACUGCUAA
Molecule: messenger RNA, 1362 nt
Organism: Nematocida minor
Lineage: Eukaryota; Fungi; Microsporidia
Exons: 1
Coding region: 1-1362 (453 amino acids)
Source: RefSeq, a predicted model, not a curated record